GCGCCGAGGCGCCAGAAGCCUGCGUCGCCGAGCGCGAGGAGGAGGCCUUCGUUGCGGGAGACCGCGGGGAGGCGCCGGCGCCCGGCGAGAUGUGGGGGGGGUGGCCGCCCGCGCCGCCGCCGCGCCUUCCCCGGGGCAGAGCCCGGCCCCCGGGCAACGCGGCGCCCUGCCCUCUGCUGGGGGCGCCGGAGCCGGGGGAGGCGCGCGGGGCGGCCGUGGAGGGGGCCCCGCGGUGGGGGCGCGGCCCGAGCGCCGAGGAGGCUGCCGCCCGCGACCUGCAGCGCCGGCGCUUCCGGCAGCUCGGCUUCCCGGGGGCCGCGGGGCCCCGCGAGGUGUGCGGCCGCCUGCGGGAGCUGUGCGGCGCGUGGCUGCGGCCCGAGCGGAGCACGAAAGCGCAGAUGCUGGACCUGGUGGUCCUGGAGCAGUUCCUAGCCGUCCUGCCCGCGGAGACGGAGAGCUGGGUCCGGGCGCGCGGGCCGGGGAGCACGGCGCGGGCGGUGGCCCUGGCGGAAGAGUUCCUCCAGGCCCGGGAGGAGGAGGAGGAGGACCAGCGGUGGGAAGAGCAGAAGAACACCCGACAGGGACCAGGAGCGUCGGUUUGUGUGAACCCCGAGGCAGGCAAGGGCCCAUCCAGCACCACGCAGAAUCCGCUGCUCAAAGGCGUUGUGCAGGAGGGCGGUGGAGGUGCCAUCGCAGUAGGAAAUGGGAUGAUGCUCAGAGUGCCAUGCCGGCCAUCUCCACUUUAUGUGGGAAUGGAAACCUCAUCUGAGCAGCCAGAGCAGGAUCUAGUAACCUUCGAGGAGAUGGCCGUGCAUUUCACAGCAUUUCACGGGGGAGGAGGCGUGUGCUCGGUGGGAGCCCUGCGGGAGUGUCUAUCACCGGGACAGCAGGCAGACCUGUGGCACUGUCGGAAUUUUGCCUCCUUGGGGCUUGCAGUCCCCAGAUCUGAUCUCAUCUCUGGACAGGAAGAUCCAUUUGCGGUGGGCUCUGACGAAGGAGAAGACUCACCCUGUGAUGCGAGGAAGGACAGUAAGCAAAGCAUUCAAGAGAGAGUGACAAUCGGAGAUAAGCAGAAAUGGGGAGAUAAACCAAUCGCUUUGGAAGGGUCUGACUUCUGUGCGCUCCCGCUGCUAAAAGAACUUUGUGAAGGAAGCGAAAGGGAUACUUGCAACAUGGAGGCAAUGUUUAAAUGCUCUGAGUGUGGUAAGAGCUUUAGUUGUCACUUGCACCUUAUUAAGCAUCAGAGAAUACAUGUGGGAGAGAAAACACACACAUUCUUAGAGUGUGGGAAGGAAUUCAGUUGCAGCUCAGACUUUACCUUUCACCAAAGAUCCCACACAAGCCAGAAGCCCCACAAAUGUUCUGAGUGUGGAAAGUGUUUCCGUCACAACAUAAGCCUGAAAUGGCACAUGAGUAUUCACGCUGGGGGGAAGUUCUAUACGUGCUCCACCUGUGGAAAGGAUUUCAGCGAUUGCCGGAACCUGAAAAGGCACGAAAGGAUCCACGCGGGGGAAAAGCCCUACAAAUGUCCCGAGUGUGGAAAGGGUUUCAGUCGCAGCCCAGAACUUAAGUCCCAUCAAAGAAUGCACACAGGGGAGAAGCCCUACAAAUGUGCAGAGUGUGGAAAGGGCUUCAGCCAGAGCUCAAAUCUGAAUAAGCAUCAAAGAAUCCACACAGGGCUAAAGCCAUAUACAUGCCCAGCAUGUGGAAAGAGCUUCAGUCAUAGCACACACCUUAAAAGACAUCAGAGAACCCACACCGGGGAGAAGCCCUAUCCAUGCCCUGAGUGUGGAAAGAGCUUCAGUCAAAGAAUAAUCCUUAAAUCACAUCAAAGAAUCCACACAGGGGAGAAGCUGGAUAAAUGCUCCAUAUGCGGAAAGGCGUUCAGCAACAGCGGCAACCUCAAAAUACAUCAAAAAAUACAUACGGGGGAGAAACCCUUUAAAUGUUCUGAGUGUGGAAAGAGCUUCAGUCAACGCAUCAUCCUGAAAUCCCAUCAAAGGAUCCAUACCGGGGAGAAACCUUAUAAAUGUUCCACAUGUGGAAAAAACUUCAGUGAUAGCAGGAGCCUGAAAGUACAUCGGAGAAUCCACACCCAGGAGAAACCCUACACCUGCUCGGAGUGUGGAAAGAGCUUCAGCGAUAGCAGGAGCCUUAAAGUACAUAAGAGAAUUCACACCCAGGAGAAGCCCUACACCUGCUCGGAGUGUGGAAAGCAUUUCAGCGACACCAGGAUCCUGAAGGUGCACCAAAGGAUCCACACAGGAGAAAAACCCUAUACCUGCACUGAGUGUGGGAAAAGCUUCAACCAGAGCCCCCACCUGAAAAGGCACCAGAGAACCCACACGCAUGAGAAGCCCUACAGGUGCCCUGAGUGUGGGAAAAGCUUCAACCAGAGCACGCACCUUAACUCACACCAAAGAAUCCACAUCCGCGGGAAACCAUAUAAAUGUUCCGACUGUGGCAUGGGCUUCCAUCAGAACAGGCACCUCGAGUCACACCGCAGACGAAUGCAUAGAGCGGAAGACCCCAUAAAUGCAGAUACUGACUCUUAACGAGGUAAAAUCUCCCAGUGAAGUCCAGCCUUUCAUUAUUAAUGAUGUCAACCCAGGGGAAAGUAUAUAAAUACCGUGUUUCCCCAAAAAUAAGACUGGGUCUUAUAUUAAUUUUUGCUCCAAAAGACGCGUCGGGGCUUAUUUUCAGGCGAUGUCUUAUUUUUGCUUCCAAGAGCCAUGAGAUUCUUGCCCCUAGAAGCCUCCACAAUCCCUUUCUUGUCCUCGACAGAAUCACUUGUUCUUUUUGCACUCAUCUCGUCCUGGGGUCAAAAUAUGAUUCCCUUUAAAUCUACCAUUAGAUCAGGUGUUCAUUGAAGCCUUAUGAGGCAGGAGUGGCAACACACAAGUGCAUGAAGCAGGUCCAUCACAACACACAACGUAUCAAAUUAUGAAACACGCCCGUUCGUGACGAAGUGCGCACAUUAUCCGUGUGUCUGUCUUCUGAUUGGUCAUUUGGCAAUGGGUCUUGCGUUCAUCUGUUUCCAUAGGCGUUCACCUCGCGUCCAGUGGCACCCACGUGGGUAUUUGCAAAUACUUGAUUGAUCAAUGUAUAUUAAUUAUUUUAAGCAUUAAUAUCAAUAUUAUUUAUUCAUAUUUAUUUCUAUAUUAAUAUUUCAUAAUUAAAUACAUCUGUCAUGUGUUGCAAUGGA
Molecule: messenger RNA, 3205 nt
Organism: Varanus komodoensis (Komodo dragon)
Lineage: Eukaryota; Metazoa; Chordata; Lepidosauria; Squamata; Varanidae
Product: zinc finger protein 345-like
Exons: 7
Source: RefSeq, a predicted model, not a curated record